AUGGCCGACCGGGUCAAGCAAGUUGCAGCCGAGGAAGCGGAGAGAGUCAAGGCGAUGGCUCAGGAAGCCUUCCAAUCUCACGCAUACCUGUAUCCUUUCAAGGGCAUCCUCUACUUCGUCUCCCAUAAAGACCUAUGGCGACCAUUGACCUCCAAAUUGGCACCUACCAUUACUCUCAGCCUCGGAGUCACCACGUUGAUGUUCCUUGUCGCAUAUGUCCCUCAAGCUGCAGUCAUGGCUUUCACUUCGGGGCCAGUCGCGGCCAUCACUGCCGCUUUGCUUACCCUCAGCGAAAGCUCUACGCUCAUCAAUCUUCUCUCAAGAACCUUCCUCAUCGAAGACGCCCUCAUUGACACGUUCGAUGGCACUCUCCUUUCACAGGGCUGUACCAAUUUGGUCACGGAAGGAAGACAGGUAUCGGGAGGAGGUGACAAUAUUGCGCGUCUGGGAAAGCUGGUCAAGAAGCCUUUUGCCAAGUUCACACCGAAUGCCAUCAUUCGCUAUGUGCUCUACUUGCCACUAAACUUCAUCCCUAUUGUUGGCACGGUGCUAUUCAUCCUCCUACAAGGGAAACGAGCGGGUCCAACAGCACAUACGAGAUAUUUCCAACUGAAAGGGUGGUCGAAGCGGCAACGAGAAGUGCACGUGGACGAGAUGCGUGGCGGUUACACCUCGUUCGGUGUGAUGGCAUUCGUCUUGGAGUUGAUCCCCUUUGCCAAUCUCGUCUUUGCAUUCACCAACACUGUGGGCGCAGCACUUUGGGCUGCCGAUAUCGAAAAGAACGCAUCAACGUCCCCUUGGGUACGGGACCUGGCCCAGAAGGCGGAAUAG
Capronia coronata CBS 617.96 is the source of this 831-nucleotide messenger RNA. RefSeq lists its product as uncharacterized. Gene Ontology annotation, cellular component: ascospore wall; lipid droplet; prospore membrane. The record is from RefSeq and is a predicted model, not a curated record. NCBI's taxonomy places the organism in Eukaryota, Fungi, Ascomycota, Eurotiomycetes, Chaetothyriales, Herpotrichiellaceae. The transcript has 2 exons. Bases 1 to 831 code for a protein of 276 amino acids.